Molecule: messenger RNA, 702 nt
Organism: Drosophila grimshawi
Lineage: Eukaryota; Metazoa; Arthropoda; Insecta; Diptera; Drosophilidae
Product: cysteine-rich motor neuron 1 protein
Exons: 5
Coding region: 1-702 (233 amino acids)
Biological process (GO): regulation of signal transduction; regulation of cell growth
Cellular component (GO): extracellular region
Molecular function (GO): insulin-like growth factor binding
Source: RefSeq, a predicted model, not a curated record
AUGCGACGGAACGGAAGUUAUUUUGGUCGUUUAAGCGUACGGAUCUAUCUCAUCUAUUUGUGCUGCUAUCUUCUGCUGAUAAUAGCAGCAGCUGGCAGCAACAAUGUUGUUAACGGACUCAAAUGCUACUGCAAUCCCAAGGAAUGCGAUGUCAUACGCGCCCUAGACUGCCCCGGCAAGGGCCUCAUGCUCUGGGAUCCCUGCCAAUGCUGUCGCAUUUGCGCCAAAACCUUGGGCGAAUCCUGCGGAGGACCCGGCGGCUUUUCCGGACAAUGCGAACCACCCCUGCAGUGUGUCACCAAACUGCCCAUUAGCAGCGGUCUGGGUGUGUGCAUGGACCUGCAACAUCUGACGGCGCUCACAUUUAGCCAGCUCAGCAAUUGCACGGCGGAUGAGUUCAUCGUGUUAGAGCCGGGCUGUGAGAUAACCAACAAACGCUGCCAAUGUUGGCCCACAAUGCGCACCUGUCUUAGUCAGUUGUCCAGCGAUGGCGCCUCGCCGAGUGAUUCGCGUUGGCAUUUCAAGAACUUAGAGGACUGCCAAUUGAAUUUGCAAAAUCUAAUUAAGCUCGAAUUGGAAUUCGAUGAAGACUACAAAAUCUCACCGAGCAAAUUUACAUACAAAAAGCUGCGCAGAAAGCGAAAAUCGUUGAGAAAACGACUCAUCAUCUUGGAAGAUGUAGGCACCACGCAAGCCAUAUAA